AUGUCACACUCAAACCGCACUGGCACCUCCUUCUUCCUCACGGGCCUCCCUGGUCUUGAGGCUGUGCACCUCUGGAUCUCCAUACCUCUGUGCGCCAUGUAUGUGGCCUCUCUAGCCGGGAACAGCCUGAUCCUGUGGGUGGUGAGGGCAGAGCCCUCGCUGCACCAGCCCAUGUACUAUUUUCUGUCCAUGCUGGCUGCCACUGACCUGGGACUGUCUGCCUCCACACUGCCCAGCAUGCUCCCCCUCUACAUGCUGGGGCUCAGGGAGGUGGCAGUGGACGUGUGCCUGGCCCAGCUCUUCUUCAUCCAUACAUUUUCCAUCAUGGAGUCGUCCGUGCUGCUGACCAUGGCCUUCGACCGUGUUGUGGCCAUCAGCAACCCCUUGCGCUAUGGCACCGUCCUCACGAGCUCCCGCAUUGCCGGCCUGGGCUUGGCUAUCGUGCUGCGCAGCGUUGGUCUGCACAUCCCAGCCCCCAUCAUGCUGAAGAGACUGCCUUACUGCCGCCACCGCCUGCUGUCCCACUCCUACUGCCUGCACCCGGAUGUCAUGAAGCUGGCCUGUGCUGACACCCGGGUCAACAGCGCCUACGGGCUCUUUGUGGUGCUUUCCACGCUGGGUUUGGACUCGGUGCUCAUUGUCCUCUCUUAUGUGCUGAUCCUCCAAACAGUGCUGUCCAUCGCCUCCAAAGCUGGGAGCCUCAAAGCCCUCAACACCUGUGUCUCCCACAUCUGUUCCGUGCUGCUCUUUUACACUCCUAUGAUUGGCCUUUCCAUGAUCCACCGAUUUGGGCAGCGGGCCUCCCCCUGCAGCCAGGUUGUGCUCUCUUAUCUCCACUUUCUUACUCCUCCAGUGCUCAAUCCUGUUGUUUACUCCAUCAAGACCAAGCAGAUCCGACUGAGGAUGGCACGUGUCUUCUGGUCGAGUGGAUCUGCCACGAGAGACACCCAGGGUCAUUAA
Fukomys damarensis (Damara mole-rat) is the source of this 960-nucleotide messenger RNA. RefSeq names its product olfactory receptor 51G2. NCBI's taxonomy places the organism in Eukaryota, Metazoa, Chordata, Mammalia, Rodentia, Bathyergidae. The transcript has a single exon. Gene Ontology annotation, biological process: G protein-coupled receptor signaling pathway. The record is from RefSeq and is a predicted model, not a curated record. The coding region runs from base 1 to 960 and encodes 319 amino acids. Gene Ontology annotation, molecular function: olfactory receptor activity; G protein-coupled receptor activity. Gene Ontology annotation, cellular component: membrane.